Messenger RNA from Paramisgurnus dabryanus, 3702 nucleotides. RefSeq lists its product as uncharacterized. Lineage: Eukaryota; Metazoa; Chordata; Actinopteri; Cypriniformes; Cobitidae. The record is from RefSeq and is a predicted model, not a curated record.
CUUUCUUGGAAAUUUGGUGAUUAAUGUUACUAAAAUUGAGUAAAUCCUGUGUUUAUGUUAAGUCUUUGUUGCAACGUUAGCAAUAUAAUAUCACCGCUAAGGCAACAGACAAGUCGCACGCGUUUGGUCAGAAUCCAAUUGGCUCAUAUUUAGGACAUAAUUGUUGUUCAGGUGCGGUCAUUUAAGAAAUCCUAAAGUUGGUGCAGCAUAACAUUUAAUUUGCGUGUGUGGACUAUGGAGUUAUCUAUAGUGGUUUUUACGUUACUAAGGUCAGAAACAUUAUUGGAUGACUGUUUGAUAAUCAGCUAAUGUAUUAAUCACAGAAGCUGCAGUGACUGCAUUAUAUUAUGUUGCUAAACAGUUGUUCUAGCGUUUUUAAACCAGUAGUUUUAUUAAUUUCGCACGGAAUGCAGUUCGUGAAAUAAGCUCUAAAUGAAAAAAUAACCGAUUUAAGUGAAUAACUGUGUUCAUUGUAAAUCUAAACAUACAAGGGGGAACCAAUCGAUCACAGAGAGCGAUCGCUGCUGACAACGUCAGCAGCACUCACAUUCAGAUUACAAUAAUAUUUCACAUUAUUAGUGUUUUUACUGUUUUUUUAUAUCAAAUAAAUGCAGCCUUGGUAAGCAGAAUCGAUAUAUUUAAUUAUUUAAUAUUAUUUAUAUUAUAUAAUUAGGCUAGUUUGUGCAGUUACAUUUAUGUCAAUUGAUCGUUAGAAGGGAUUAAAAUUGAUUGUGUUAUGUUCUGUAAUUGUUGUUAAUAAAUCUGUCAGAAGAAAGUGUGUAAAAGUUUGACUACAGUAACCAUAUCUAACCAAGCUUCAAAUACCAAGAUAAUUAUUUCAUUUAUUGUUCAUUUAUGCAGUUUAUGCUUUAUUUAUAGGUAGCAUAACUGUUACUUUUUUUUACAGUUCUGCAUAUAUAAUAUGACAAACCUAGGAGACUUUGCUGUAAGAGAAUUAAUCAUGUUUUUGUUUUCUUUUCUCAGGUCCGGUCAGUACCCACCACCCUUCCCUGUUAACAUCACCCACAGUUUAUACUUUUUCUUAGAAAACCAGCGGCUCUUUUAAGAGCCACUUCAAUAGACCCUUUUACAGCCCACGUGAUCAAAUAGCCUGCACGCGCAUUUUGGCAACGGAAGUGAUGUUAUUUCCCAGUGGUUCUAACGUGUAAGCAACUCAGAAAGUUUAUUAAAACGAUUUCCCCACAUCAAAACGUCUGGUUGUAGCAUUUGGUUGCACUAAUAUAAUAUACGUAUAUGUAUUUGGCCAUCUGCUAACGUAUUCUAUCCACUCCACUAUAGUACACGGAUCUGGUAACUGUGUAGAAGAUAAGUCAACUUUUUAAACUAACUCUCUCUGUCUGUGUUGCUUCACUGCUGAUUCUUGCCGUGCUUCCGUUGCCAAACUGCGUGCGCAUACAUUGCCAUGUCAUCAUUGUGUACAAACAGUAAAAGGGUCACUCAUUCACUCUUUCGCAAGCUUCUCUGUUUUCAAUUUUGUUGAAAUGGCUGCUGAGCAAGACAGAGGGAGAGCAGAGGAUGUUAUUUUCAUAGCAGACAUGCUUCUUGCUCAAAUCAAGGCAAAGGAACCCAAGGGCAAAGCAACAGCCAUUAAAGGGAGUACAUUUAAUGUCCGAUAGGUGGAGAAAAUGCUGAAGGACGUCCACUACUAAAAAGAAGCAGAAGUGAAGAGAUACAAAGCUUCAGCUACAGUCUGUUUAUUGCCUACAGUGAGACCUCCACAUUUCUGCACUUGUGAUCAUGCAAACAUCCAGUGUAGAGCACUUCACCUGCCCGGCAUGUAGACCCAACAAUGCUCGCUCUUUGUGCAGAUGGCAACAGAAAAACCUACAGAUUCCGUCAGUCAAAAGAAAGGAGCUUCAAGCAGCCACAAACGGAGAGUUCUUUUGGACAGAUAUUGCUUGCAAGUAUUGGCCAUACCUUGAGAAGGCAUCAGUCUCCAUGUUGGAACUCAGACCUUUACUGCAGAUGAGACCUUUCCUUUCUGUCAUGCAUGCCAAGGCUCAUUCAACCAAGUGUCAGAUAAUCUGGCAAAAAUCAGGAAGGUGCUGGUACAACUGCAGUUGUGGAGGUCGAAAUGGUCAACAGCAACCUGUCUCGUUGUGGCCUCACAACCAAGUAUCUGCCAGGAAUGACAUGCUAACUGUCCAAGCUAUUGGGUGGAACCAACGGAAGCAAGAAGGCCUUCAGCAUUAUCCAGCAGAUACGUCAAGAAAGGCUCAGAGACGGGAAGAUUUGAGCAGUGAACUGGGGUGUCCUGAGAACAUUGUGAAUCAGUGGGUACAAGAUGUCAGACAAAAGGCUACUGAUGGUUCCAGAUGUGAUGACCAACAUAACCUUCAGAAAUGAAUUGAACAAAUGUUUCUUAGUCUUCAUCGAAAAGCCAGCCUUUAUAAUCACACUGAAUCCAGCAACACCCUCACCAAGAAGAUUUUUUUGAUGUAUACAUGUCAAAAGUGCGCCUUCAAGAAACAAAGAUCAUUGUGAUGAGGGAGAUGAGACACCACUGCGCCGCACCUAUCUCAGAAGCCUGGCUAGGAACAUCGGGAAAAUGAUAUCAGAAAUGUCUUCAGGCAAAAACAGUGGCAGUUUAAGUGAAGAGUGUCAUCGCUGGCUACUGUGUCGUCUUCAGAAAAGGCUUGCAGAUGUAGAGAAGAAGUUCUAAGUUUGCUCAAGUUACAGCCAGGCUUUAGGACAGUGUUCUUCACUCCCAACCCUGGAGAGCCGGUGUCCUGCAGACUUUAGCUCCAGAUAUAGAGUGAGAGAGUGAAGAACACUGCUUUAGGAUCAAAUGCUGUUUCUCUGCUGGAGGAUGAGCCCGAGGAGAUACUGGAGGACCACAAAGAGCUGGAUUAUGAGAGUUCAGAUGACAUUUUGGAUUUGGAACUCUGAACUGGUGUAUGCAUUUAGACUGUGUGUCACACUGAACUGCAGGUGUGUUUCAUGGAAAACAUAAAACUAUUUGGAAAUGUCAUGGAUGUCUGAUACAGUGCUUUUAUUUUAGACAACCGUUUCCUGCAGUGUGUAAGCACAUUAGCCUCAUAGAUUGAUGGGAAACUACUGUUAAAUACGUUUUUGUAUGAUAAUACAUAUCUCUGUUUACAAGCAGCAGGUUAGCUAUUAGGUUUCCCCUCCACCUCCGAUGUUUCACAGACUACUCCUACAGUCAACUGUGUUGCUACAACUUGCAAAUGCCACAAUCCUCUUGCAGUGGUUACUUCACCAAACUGUGCCCAUAUCAUCUUGUCAACAUAAUGACAUUUACUGUAGAAAAAUAUGUAACACAGGCAAAAUAGAUUUGCACAUGUUACUAUUAUUGUUAUAUAGUUUUAUACUGUACAAAGUUUUUUCAUAGUGAUUUGUGGAUACUUUUGGAUUGAACUAACUGUAGCCUAUGUCAUUGGAUGAAAUACUUUCCAUAAAUGACUGAUCAAUAGCAUACCCAUAUUUGAUGCAUGAGUUAAUACUGUUGUUACCUUUUCAAUGAAAGGAAAUGUUUUACAAUGCCAUGUUCUUGAGGUAAUUAUUAAACUGUUUCAUAUAUGUACCUGCAAAUUUGUUUGCUAAAGCGUUGUUUACUUUUCCCUGUUUUGAAAAUGAGAUGUAAAACUACUUUUUUAUUUAUGCCUUAAAAAUAAAUGAUAGUUUAAUACAGGUUAAAUAAUAAAACUUGUUAAUAGUUAA